GGAGAAGAGAGCCAGAUACUCAGCGAGGCCAAGAGACACUUGGAAGCUGUUGAACCUCCUCCGCAAGCCUACCUCCUCUGCAAGCCUACCUCCUCUCCAACAGCACCAUGAAGGUCUCCACAGCUGUUCUGACCCUGGCCCUCAUUGCUGCAGCCCUUUGCUGUCAAGUCUACUCUUCACCUGAUGGUCCUGCCACUCCGACCUGCUGCUAUGACUUCACCAGUAAGAAGAUUCCUUCAAAGCUGGUGGUGAGCUAUGGGGUGACCAGCAGCAGAUGUGCCAAGCAAGGUGUGAUCUUUAUUACAAAACAAGGCUACAACAUCUGUGCUAACUCAAAGGAGCAGUGGGUCCAACAUGUUAUGAAGCAAUUAGACAGCAAGAAAGCCAAGACCCAGAGUUCAUGAAGGCUACUGCUACUUCCUCUUGCUGCUGCCUGCUUAGAGAUCCAAGCAGGAUGGAAGAAUAAUUUAUUUCCCUCCCACCUCGCACAGCUGUUCUGUGUAACAUUUUAUUAUAAUUUAAAUAUGUUUUGUCUUAUUUAAAUUAUUGUUUUUUUAACUUUAUGUGUCACAAGAAUUUGUGCCUUAAUCAUCAUCAUCAUCAUUAUUAUUUGUAACCUAUUCUUAGGCCAGCACUUCACCUCUGUGCCUUCACUUUCUCAUCUAUAAGAUGGACGAGGUUACAUUCCUCUCCUCCCUCUUCAUAAAGAUAUUGUGAGAAUUGUAUUAAAAAUCCAUAAGAAAGGUGUUUGGGCCUUUUGCAGGGCUGUCACACCUUUAACCCAAGGUACCGAUAAUGGAUGUUAUUAUGGAAAACAAUACUACACUACGGCUAUCGAAUUUCCGUAGACAAAUAUAUUUUUGUUUAUAAAAUCUU
Molecule: messenger RNA, 876 nt
Organism: Vombatus ursinus (common wombat)
Lineage: Eukaryota; Metazoa; Chordata; Mammalia; Diprotodontia; Vombatidae
Product: C-C motif chemokine 3-like
Exons: 3
Coding region: 108-404 (98 amino acids)
Biological process (GO): monocyte chemotaxis; neutrophil chemotaxis; positive regulation of ERK1 and ERK2 cascade
Cellular component (GO): extracellular region
Molecular function (GO): chemokine activity; CCR chemokine receptor binding
Source: RefSeq, a predicted model, not a curated record